GAUAGGCUUGAUGUAACUAGACUGCUGAAUAUCUGUGAUCCUUCGUCUGUGAUCAUGAUUGCGCUGGCAAUGGUGGACGGCCACCGUCGCUUGAGCUGAACAUAUGACGGCUGAAGUCUUUCCAAUGGCGCCCUCCCUUGCUGUGCAACUUGAGUCAGCAGUGGUGCUUCUGACUGCCGCCUUCAGUGGCGUCAAAUGCCAAUAACGCACCGCUGCAAGCAUGAUGCAGGCGGCCCGCUGCUCCGCUCUCCGUCAGAUUGGGGGAGGGGCGGUGUGGCCGCCGAUCUGGGAGAGUUUGCUCGGUGCUAGGCAGGUGCGCUUCGUGCAGAGCUCUCCGGGGGGGCCCGGGGUCUUUGAUGGGAGAGAGCGCGUGACGGAUCUGGUUGGGGCAGGGGAAGAGGCGAUUGGUGACAGAAGGGGCUUUGCGUCCGCCGCUGCGGAUGACGGCGGAGAUGGGAAGUUGCAAAAAGGCUACUGGCGGAACUUGGUCAAGGAGCGGUUGGACGAGGAGCUUGAGUCUGGUACAGAGUCGAAGGCGGCCACUGAAGCCUCGGAAAAGGCAGGGACCAGCACCUCUGCAGAUGCUGCUCUUGAGGACACUGCUCCUCCUGCGGACGCGUCGUCUUCUUCCACCACCUCUACGAAAGAUGGGGCGCCUGCGCUUCCUAAGCCGGCGCAAGGCAUCUUUGGCGACCCCCGACGGCCUCGUCCCCGAACCCCCUCCCGGGCGCCGACAGGCACGGGGUCUACAGCAUGGCUGGAAAGGUUGAUAGAGCGGCAGCGGCAACUUGUGGCUCAGAGGCAACAAGCAGAGCAGGCGAUGCGGGACGGCGCUGCAGAGCUGGAGGCGGCAGAAGCGGGGCUUGCGGAAAGGAAUGCUGCAGAAACGAGAGUGGCGGAAACGGAAGUCGCCGAGACGAAACUCGCGGAGGUUGGAAUUGCUGGGGCGAAUGGGAAGAGCUCGGAAGUUACGCUUGGGAAAGAGAGCACAGUCGGUCACGGCGACCAACGAGGGGCAACGUCAGUUGCAGAGUCGCCUGGGCUGGAGGCGGGGGAAAACGAGCAGCUUCAGUUAGCCAAGGGUUUUGCGGAAGUCGAGGGGUUAGGCGCAGAGAAUGUCAGGGGGUUGGAUCCGGAGGUCGGGCUACCCCCCCUGGAAAAGCCACCCAUGGUUGAGAGCACGUCAAAGGUUACUCCAAGAGUUAGUCAGAAGGUAGACGGAAGCCGAAUAUCGGGUGGGGUGCCCAGAAGCGGAGACGACCGCCUUUCUGCAGCAGCAAAGAUCCUGGGGACUAUCAGACUUGAAGAAAAGGCUUCUCAGGAUGAAGGAGUUUUUCCAUCGAAGGCCGCAGAAACGACGCUGCCUGUGAGACCAGUUGAAAAAAGUAGAGCUGGGGAGAAGGCCUCCACGUCGGAACGAGCUCUGGCGGCGGCGGAGGUUUUCAAAACGAUGCAGCAAGGAGGGCGGGAAGGGGCAGCUGCCGAGGGAGGAACAGCAGAACCGGCAGGCGUUCCCGCAAGUGACGAGUUGCCGGGAAGACCAGUGUCUGUUGGGGACACGGAAGCUGCUCCAGGGCUUUCAAUACCCUCGAGUCGGGCGGGUAGAAGCAUUCCAGUCAAAGCAUCGGAAGCUGUUGCGCUGUCAGGCAGAGCCACAGAGCCUCUUCCGAAGACCGUUUCUCCCGAAGCUCUUGCGGAAGCCGAUGGGGACGAACUAGAGUCGGAAGAACCUGAGGAGCUGUCGAGCGAGCAGGAAAUCAUCAUGGAGUCGGCGGCGCUUGCGCACGUGCCAGCGGCGGUUCGGGUUCCGUUAGCGGUUGCGGCAGAUUUGCAGAAGAUCCCGGUGGGGUUGGGGGAUGACGUCGCAUUGCCACGACAAGACGAACUAGACAUGGCGUACGUUUAUCCCGAGGUGCUGACGGCGGCAGAGGAACUAGAGUGGGCUGCGGAAGCACUGGAGGAGUUGAUGUACGCAGAGACUGCGCCGCCGCUGCCGCCAGCGCCCCAGCCCGUGGAAGAGGAAUGGGAGGAGGAAGAAGAAGAGGACUGGGCCACUCUGUCCCCGUACGAGAGGGAGAGGCGGCGGCGGGCGGUGGCACCGCAAGCAGCACCGGAACGGGAACCGGAAGAUCGAGCAGACAGGGAGUACCCAAAGAGAAAUUUCGAGUUUGUUGCAGAACGCGCCCAUCCACUGAAUAUUGGGUUCCUGGACAACUUCAUCGACGAACGGGGCAACAUUAUUCCGCGGAAGAAAACGGGACUCAGGAAAAAGGACCAGACCAAGGUGGAGCGGGCUAUCAAGACUGCGCGGCAGAUGGGGCUGCUGCCUGUCUUGUCCGACUUGGAUUGGGAGCAUCCCACCAUGAUGCGCUUAUAUCCUCCGGCUCCCGAAGACGAGCAAGAAGAGGAAGAUACGGAAGAAGCGGCGACCCCGGAAGAAGAAGAGGAGAUCGAAGAGCUCGUGGCAGAAAAGGGGGGGGAUGAGUUUGUGGAGGAGUUUGAGGAGGACGACGAAUUCGGCGACUUCUUUGAGUGGAUGGAGGCGAAGGAGGUCGCCGAGCUUCCGGACCCGGAGAGCGAAGAGUUCAAGGGGCUGGGACGCGUACUUGACGCCGAUGAGAUCGGAGAUCAAGAGUAUGAGAUCCGGGACGUGGAGGGGGUGACGUGGCCGUCGAAGGACGAUGAUACGCCGACGGAAGAAGGGGAGGGAGGGGAGUCGAUACAAAGCUCGCAAUAGCUUUGAGCUGGAGAGGAAUCAUCAUUAGGGUUGGACCCUAGGUCGGAUUACGUAUCGAGGGGACAGGACACGACUGCGUCCGUUGACAUGUCAUUGGCUCGAAGGAAAUUGACGGACCCGGCACCAGCUUUUUUGCGCCGAC
Molecule: messenger RNA, 2879 nt
Organism: Klebsormidium nitens
Lineage: Eukaryota; Viridiplantae; Streptophyta; Klebsormidiophyceae; Klebsormidiales; Klebsormidiaceae
Source: the annotation of a GenBank genome assembly